Messenger RNA from Fraxinus pennsylvanica, 2571 nucleotides. The record is from the annotation of a GenBank genome assembly. NCBI's taxonomy places the organism in Eukaryota, Viridiplantae, Streptophyta, Magnoliopsida, Lamiales, Oleaceae.
AUGUUGUCGAGAUCUUAUUUCAAUCUCUUGAAUCUUGACGACUAUUCGGGUGGCGGCGAUCGGACUCGAAUACCAAAAGUGGUUUCUGUGCCGGGAAUCAUAUCGGAUUUUGAAGAAUGCAAAACGGAAUCUGAUGCGGUUUCAUCAGUCAAUCAAGAAAGAAGAAUAAUUGUAGCCAACAGGCUGCCAUUACAGUGUUUUAAAGAUUCAGAAAGCAAAAAAUGGUGCUUUGAUUGGGAUAAAGAUGCCUUAGUUUUGCAACUGAAAGAUGGGUUCUCACCAGAUGUGGAGAUGAUCCAUGUAGGGUGUUUGGGAGUGGAGAUUGAUCCAUUGGAACAAGAAGAGGUGGCUCAAUUUCUAUUAGAUAAGUUUAAAUGUGUACCUACUUUUUUGCCAUUGGAUUUGAUGAACAAAUUCUAUCAUGGUUUUUGUAAGCAUUAUCUGUGGCCUUUGUUUCAUUACAUGUUGCCUUAUACACCUAAUCACGGGGUCAGGUUUGAUAGAGCCACGUGGCAGGCUUAUGUGUCAACAAACAAGAUUUUUGCUGACAAGGUAAUGGAAGUGAUUAAACCAGAUGAGGAUUAUGUGUGGGUACAUGAUUAUCAUCUUAUGAUUAUGCCUACUUUCUUGAGGAAAAGAUAUUUGAGGGUGAAACUUGGUUUUUUCCUUCAUAGUCCAUUUCCUUCGUCCGAAAUUUAUCGAACAUUGCCUGUUAGGGAGGAGAUUUUGAGGGGGAUUUUGAAUUGUGACCUCAUAGGAUUCCAUACAUUUGAUUAUGCUAGGCAUUUCUUGUCAUGUUGUAGUAGAAUGCUUGGAUUGGAUUACCAAUCCAAGAGGGGAUACAUUGGGCUUGAAUAUUAUGGUAGAACAGUUUGUAUCAAAAUCCUCCCUGUGGGAAUUCAUAUGGGUCGGGUUCAAUCAAUUAUGGCACGGGAGGGCACCGCAAAAAAGGUUGCGGAAUUGAAGGAGGAAUAUGAUGGAAAAUUUGUAAUAUUAGGCAUAGAUGAUGUGGACAUGUUUAAGGGUAUUAGUUUCAAGUUUCAAGCAUUGGGGCAGCUUUUGGCUGAGAAUCCUGUAUAUAGAGGUAGUGUAGUUCUUAUUCAAAUUAUGAACUCACCUAGAAGUCAGGGCAAUGAUAUCCAAGAGGUUCAAAGGGAGAUCAACGAAGUCGCUAAUGAAAUUAAUAGAAAAUAUGGUGAACCGGGGUAUGAGCCCAUUGUUUGUGUUAAUGGCCCCGUUUCUGUUCAAGAUAAGGUUGCGUAUUUGGCUAUUUCUGAAAGUGUCGUGGUUAAUGCUGUUAGGGAUGGUAUGAAUUUGGUGCCUUACAAGUACAUUGUGGCUAGACAGGGCAGUCCUGAUUUGGACAAGGCUUUAGGACUUGAGGGGUCAACCACACCCAGGAAAAGUGUUAUUAUUGUCUCGGAGUUCAUAGGAUGUUCUCCGUCCCUCAGUGGUGCAAUCCGUGUCAACCCUUGGGAUAUCAAUCAGGUGGCUGUGGCCAUGGUUCAGGGAAUUGUAAUGCAAGAUUCCGAGAAAGAAUUGCUGCACAAGAAGCAUUACAAGUAUGUUACAUCUCAUGAUGUUGCGUACUGGGCUAGGAGUUUCGAUCAGGACCUCGAGAGAGCAUGUGCAGAACAUUACCUAAAGAGGUGUUGGGGUAUUGGGUUUGGCUUGAAGUCCAGAGUUGUUGCAUUAGGUCCGAAUUUUAGGAAGCUUUCGGUGGAGAAUAUAGUUUCUGCUUAUAAUGUUACAAAUAGCAGGCUUAUCCUUCUUGACUAUGAUGGUACCAUGAUGCCCCAGGAUAAAGUUGACAAAACUCCUAAAGAGGAAGUUAUUUCGGUCUUGAACAAUUUAUGCAAUGAUCCGAAGAAUUUGGUGUUCAUUGUUAGUGGCAGAGGAAAGGAUUCACUAGGCGAGUGGUUCUCUCCAUGUGAAAGACUUGGACUAUCUGCAGAGCAUGGUUACUUCACCCGGUGGACGAAAAGUUCUGAUUGGGAGCCUUGUGGGUUGACAAUGCAGUUUGACUGGAGAAAAAUAGCCUUACCAGUAAUGGAGCAUUACACGGAGGCUACAGAUGGUUCGUGGAUUGAGCAGAAGGAGAGUGCUUUAGUUUGGCAUCAUCAGGAAGCCGACCCUGAUUUUAGCUCAUGGCAAGCAAAAGAGCUUCUCGAUCACUUGGAGAAUGUGCUCGCUAAUGAUCCUGUGGUUGUAAAAAGAGGCCAACACAUAGUUGAGCUGAACCCACAGGGUGUGAGCAAAGGUAUGGUGGUCGAGAAUCUCAUCGGAACUAUGAGGAGUGCCGGGAAGCAACCAGAUUUCGUCUUGUGCAUAGGGGAUGACAGAUCAGAUGAGGACAUGUUCGAGUUCAUUGCAAGUUCAGUCACCAACCAUUCUUUGCCCAAUACAGCAGAAGUGUUUGCCUGCACGGUUGGCCAGAAACCAAGCAUGGCAAAAUAUUAUCUCAACGAUACUUUUGAAGUCAUCAAGAUGCUUAAAGGUCUUUCGGAAUCAUCAGCACAUAACUUACCAAAAUCUUCACAUAAUAAGGUUUCAUUUGAAGGAUUCAUUUGA